GAAUCUAAUUUUUUUAUGCACGUACGUAGCUUUACCGAACACAAUCAAUAAAUUAACAACUUUGUUUCACAUUUGAUAUACUUAUAAACAAAUUCUUUUGACUAUCACUUGAUUGUUAAACAUGACAAAGAGGUCACAAAGUGAUUAUUUUUACGGAAGAUGGUUAUUGCACCCUCCACCGGGCGAAGAAGUCGUAGUAUCUGGAAUUGCUGGUGAUUUUCCUGAAUCCGAGAAUGUUAACGUAUUUCGUGAGAACCUCUUUAAUAAGAUCGAUAUGGUAACAGUGGAUGAUAGGAGGUGGCGUCUUGAUUAUCCUCAAACACCGAAAAGAUUUGGCAAGAUAAAGGAAAUAGAAAGUUUCGAUGCUGGUUUCUUUGGGGUGCAUCAACCACAACAGUUUGGUGUCACCGGAAACAUGAGGAAUAUUGUUGCACACAGGAUAAGUUAUUUCCUAAAAGUUAAAGGACCUUCUAUGGUGGUCGACACAGCUUGCAGUACGUCAAUUCCUGCUAUUGAGGCAGCUUUUCAAGCCAUCAGAAAUGGACAUUGUGACAAUGCCAUUAUAUGUGGUGGUAACUUGUUUGCUUUUCCCAAAGUAAUGGCAGCAUUUGCGAUGUUAGGUGUCUUAAGUCCUGACGGGAAAUGCAAAACUUUCGACAAGGAUGCAAAUGGUUAACUGCGAUCCGAAUCUAUUGUAUGUGUUUUUCUACAGAAGGCGCAAGCUGCUAAAAGAAUUUACGGAAAGGUGAUCCAUGUGAAACAAAAUUCGGAUGGCUUCAAGGUGCAAAAUAUCUAUUACCCAUCAACUAAAAUGCAAGAAAAAUCGGUAACUGAGACACUGUUUGAUUCGGGACUGGAUCCAAAUGAUGCGGCCUAUGUGGAAGCCCACGGAACUGGAACAUAAGUUGGCGACCCAGCAGAAACUCAAGCCAUUGAUAACGCCAUAGCGAAGAAGCGUUCGAAUCCCCUGGUUGUCAGAUCCGUCAAAAGCAACAUCGGUCAUGCUGAAGUCAUAUCGGGACUGUGUUCUCUCAGUAAAGUAAUAAUCAUGAUGGAAACGAGAUUAAUAAUAAUUCCGAAUGAUAAUUUCAAAGAGUACAAUCCGAGUUUGAAAGGAUUUGUAGAGGGACGAAUGAAAGUAGUAACAGAUUUAACACCAAUCGAAACCGGUAAUGAUGUUUUUGUAAUAAAUAAUUACGGUUUUGGAGGUAGCAAUGCCCAUAUGUUACUAAGACGUCUAGAUAAAAUCAAAAGUGUAGGAGAUUUACACGAAGAUCUACCACGAUUAGUCUGUGUUAGUGGACGAAGUGAAAGUUCUGUUUCUAACUUAUUAGAUGAAUUGGAUCGUAAACAGCUUGAUCCAGAAUACGUAGGUUUGCUUCAUCAUCUUUUCAAAAAUAAUGUUCCUGGUCAUUUGUGUCGAGGCUUCGCAAUCGUUUUGAAAAAUUCUUCAACUAUCAGAUCUACUAAUACUUUGUCACAACAAACGAGCGACUUGUAUGUAAUUUUCGGGCGCUUUUUUAACAAUUUUGCAGCUGUAGGGAGAUACCUGCUUCAGUUUCCUGUAUUUGAAGACAUUAUUGAAAAAAUCGACAACUGCAACAGUAAUAGGAACGAGAUUAGGAACGUGUGUGUGAAAGCAACGACAAAUUUAGGCGAAGCUGUGAUUCAGCUAGGAAUUGUAGAACUGUUGAAAUUCUUGGAAAUUCAACCAUCAAUUAUAUAUGAAGACCAUUGGGGAAAAAUUAUUGCUAUGUAUUACCAGGGGAAACUUGGUUUGGCCGAAACGCUCUCGAAGUUAGAGGUACUAGACAAAAAAUGCACAACUAAUGGAAUAGAAAACGAAGAUAAUAAUAACUAUGAGAACAAAGUCAAUAUUUACAAUAGAACGUUAAACAAACAUAAAAAUUUUAUUCUGCUAAAUAUAUCAGACAAAACUAUACUUGAGAAUAACAGCUGUACCCUGACCGAAACCAACUUUCUACAGAUCCUAGGAAGUUAA
Messenger RNA from Zophobas morio, 2002 nucleotides. Its product is annotated as fatty acid synthase-like. The transcript is spliced from 6 exons. NCBI's taxonomy places the organism in Eukaryota, Metazoa, Arthropoda, Insecta, Coleoptera, Tenebrionidae. Gene Ontology annotation, molecular function: fatty acid synthase activity. Gene Ontology annotation, biological process: fatty acid biosynthetic process. The coding region runs from base 1049 to 2002 and encodes 317 amino acids. The record is from RefSeq and is a predicted model, not a curated record.